Molecule: messenger RNA, 3065 nt
Organism: Zerene cesonia (dogface butterfly)
Lineage: Eukaryota; Metazoa; Arthropoda; Insecta; Lepidoptera; Pieridae
Gene: Mcm3
Product: DNA replication licensing factor Mcm3
Exons: 14
Coding region: 114-2531 (805 amino acids)
Biological process (GO): DNA strand elongation involved in DNA replication; DNA replication; double-strand break repair via break-induced replication
Cellular component (GO): nucleus; MCM complex
Molecular function (GO): single-stranded DNA helicase activity; single-stranded DNA binding; ATP hydrolysis activity
Source: RefSeq, a predicted model, not a curated record
GCGGUAAAACUUGUAAAUUGUCAAGUUCGACAAGUUCAAUUUUAACGCAUUUUGUUGUUAUUUGGAGAAAUAGAAAGAUUUCUUUAAUAUAAUUUAUUAUUUACCUCAUAAAUAUGGAAGACGGUGAUUUUGAUCAGCGAUUAAGAGAUUUACAAAGAGAAUAUUUAGAGUUUUUGGAUGAUGAGGAAGAUCAAGGUGUCUAUAUGGAACGAGUGAAACAAAUGAUAGGCGAAAAGUGUAAGCGACUAAUUGUUAACAUAAAUGAUUUAAGAAGAAAGAACCCAGAACGAGCUAAAAAUUUGUUGGAUAAUGCCUUUGAAGAACAAAUAGCGUUUCAGAGAGCUUUAAAGGAAUAUGUAUCGUCAAUAGACCCAACAUACGCAAAAGAGCAAGAAGAAUUUUUUGUAGCAUUCUCUGGAAGUUUUGGUACUAAACAUGUAACACCAAGAAGUUUAACGUCUAGGUACUUGGGUAAUCUAAUAUGUGUGGAAGGUAUAGUCACUAGAGUGUCAUUAGUAAGACCAAAGGUAGUCAGAAGUGUCCACUACUGUCCAGCUACCAAAAAAGUUAUGGAAAGAAAGUACACAGAUCUUACAUCCUUUGAAGCUUUCCCAACAACUGCUGUUUAUCCUACCAAGGAUGAUGAGGGUAACCCUCUGGAAACUGAAUAUGGGUUAUCGAGAUACAAGGAUCACCAAACCCUUACAGUACAGGAGAUGCCAGAAAAGGCUCCUGCAGGCCAGCUGCCAAGGAGUGUGGAUGUUGUCUGUGAUGAUGAUCUAGUGGAUAUGUGUAAGCCCGGAGACAGAGUUCAGAUUGUGGGCAACUAUAGAUGUCUCCCGUCAAAACAGGGGAGUUUUACAGCUGGUACUUUCAGAACGAUUCUAAUAGCCAACAACAUAACACAAAUAAACAAAGAGAUGAAUCUCAACAUCACACUGGAAGACAUAAAGUUAUGCAAGCGACUGGCCAAACGCACUAAUGCCGAUAUGUUCGAAUUGCUGAGCAAGUCCCUGGCUCCCUCGAUACAUGGACAUGAUUUUAUUAAGAAGGCGAUACUGUGUCAGCUGCUGGGUGGAAUGGAGAAGAUAUUGCCUAAUGGAACAAGAUUGAGAGGUGACAUCAACAUUCUUCUCAUUGGUGAUCCAUCAGUAGCUAAAUCACAACUCCUGCGAUAUGUGUUGAUGACAGCACCCAGAGCGAUCACCACAACAGGUCGAGGGUCUUCUGGAGUUGGUUUAACAGCUGCUGUUACUACUGAUCCAGAGACUGGAGAUCGAAGGUUAGAAGCGGGUGCUAUGGUGUUAGCAGACAGGGGGGUGGUGUGCAUAGACGAGUUCGACAAGAUGUCGGACAUCGACAGGACCGCCAUACACGAGGUGAUGGAGCAGGGCCGCGUGACCAUCGCCAAGGCGGGCGUGCACGCCGCGCUCAACGCGCGCUGCUCCGUGCUGGCCGCCGCCAACCCGGUGUACGGGCGGUAUGACCAAUACAAAACGCCAAUGGAGAACAUCGGUCUACAAGACUCGCUGCUGUCUCGUUUCGAUUUACUAUUCGUGAUGCUGGACAUCGCGGACGCUGACCAUGACAAUAUGAUCUCGGAGCAUGUGCUUAGGAUGCAUAGAUAUAGAAAUCCAAAAGAACAAGAUGGUGAAGUUCUACCAAUGGGCUCAUCAGUGGACAUGUUGUCAACAGAAAAUCCAGACAAUGAUGAUGUUGAGGACUCCGCCGAAGCCAUCUACGAGAAAUACGACCCAUUACUCCACGGCCGGACACGCAACAAGAAGGACCAGAUAUUCAGCACCAAGUUCAUGAAGAAGUACCUGCACAUCGCGAAGCUGAUGAAGCCGAAGCUCACCCAGGAGGCAUCAGAUGUGAUAGCUGAUGAGUACGCCAAGUUGAGGAACCAGGAUAUGAUGGAGAGUGAUGUGGCUAGGACGCAACCAGUAACGGCUCGUACACUGGAGACGUUGAUCCGUCUAGCCACAGCGCACGCCAAAUGCCGUCUCAGCUUCCAGAUCACAGAAGGGGAUGCACUUUGCGCUAUCGAGCUAGUACACUUCGCCUACUUUAAACGGGUGUUGACAAAAGAGAAGCGUCGCAAACGUCGCGCGUCGUCAGGUGACGAAGCGUCGGAUAGCGAGACGCCCUCACAGCCACGACCCAAACGUACCAGGCGGACGCAGCAAGAUGGCGAAGCAGAUCCGUACGAGUUUUCUUCAGACGAAGAGGCGGAGACGGUGCUGCGGCGCGCGCGCACGGCCACCCAACCCGAAGCUGCACCGAAGAAGAAACCCUCGCAAACCACCAGCGUUAUUGAGGCCAAUAGAUUAACGGAAUUCAAGUCAGCGUUACAGCAAUUGUUCCGCGAAGAGCGAGCCAACUCGCUAACACUCGACAGAAUCACAUCAUACGUUAACGAGAAGUACUCGCACGCAACAUUCGGCUCCGGAGAGAUCACAGCGGCUCUGGAACGGAUGACACAGGACAACCAGGUCAUGAUGGCGGACGAUAUUGUGUUUUUAAUUUAAUGUUGCCAUGUGAUUUUAGUGUGGUAUUGCCAGUUAACACUAUUACAGGUAAUAAGAUUCAGGAUUUGUAUAUUAUUUUGAUCAUUUUGGAUAUUUAAUAAAAAAAUCUAAGUCGAAUCUGGGUCACUUGCGCAAACAUUCCUACAAUGUAUGAAUGUAUGCGCUCAUAAUUGAAAAAAUAAACCAAUUGCAAAUGACGUCACACUUGUAUUUGCGAAUUCGUGCGAAUGUGAGAAUCUCGCAUAAGUAUCAUCAUUUGUAUAAAAGUCGACUUACUCCUUACUAGCUAGCGAGAUCUAUUUUCAUAGACUCAAAAACAAUUUAAAAUUUGCACAGACUGGCUCUAAGAUCUAAAUUGUUAUGUAUACUGAUUAAUGAAUUAAAUCGGUUUUUCACAUUUUUAAGAUACUUUAGCUCUAAAUGUUUGUAAUUUAAAUGUAAGAAUCUGCCUUAUAAUGUACCUACCUAACUGAUAAGUUAAUCAUAACUGUUUUUAUUGUAAUUUGUAAGUGAUUAAUAAAUCGGAUACAAAAA